GCUUUCAAUGUGUAAUUUGCCAGCAGCGGGCUAAGCUGCAUAUCAGCAUACUAACGCCCACUCCUCAGCGUUCUACUUCUGGCUUCCUCCACCGAAGAUUGUCAUCAAGCUUGCAUACUACACACAUAUACUUAUUACACAGGGCCAGGAUACUGUAUAAGCGGCGUUGAGCUCAAGAACUUGAGCGUCUAGGCCACCGACGUACACCUCGCCCGGCGCCUCUGCGGCUGAAGCGCGCUCAAGUUCCAGCGAGGUGGAAGGGGCCGCCGCGGGGACAGCGGCCCAGUGAGCGAUGGCCCCCAAGAAGGGUGCCGCUAAGGGGGGUGCCAAGGGUGGCGCCAAGGCCAAGGCCGCGGCCACCCCAGCGAAGGGGCGUGGGAAAGGCAUGAACGCUGCAGAGGCGGCAGCAGAGGAGGUGGUUCAACCAGAGGCUGCCAACGGAGCGGCGGGGUCGUCACCCAGUGGCGCGGGCGGCGCAGAUGGCAGCUCGCCGCUCGGGGUCGUCCACACCACGCACACCAAGGCGAAGGCGCCGGCGCUCAGCAAGUUGAAUAAGGCCCAGAAGACAAUGCUGUCCGAGUUCAGGAACGCAACGGGGGCCAGCGAAAAGGUUGGCCUUGGGUGCCUGGCGGAUUCGCAGUUCGACUGUGAGAAGGCCAUCGACGACUUCUUCACCAGCGGCAUGGCUGACCAGGCCGGCAGUCGCGGGGGGCGGCGAGCGGCAGAGGCGCUGUACCGCCGCUACAAGGAGCCGGACGAGGACCACAUCGGUGUGGACGGCGUGCAGAAGUUUUGUGAGGACCUGGGCGUGGAGCCCGCUGACAUCGUCAUGCUGGUCAUCAGCUACCAUAUGGGCGCGGCGGUGAUGUGCGAGUACAGCCGGGAGGAGUUUGUGUCGGGGCUUGUCAAGCUGGGCGCCGAGACGCUGACGCGCCUGCGGUCCAAGCUGCCUGAGCUGCGGGCCUCGCUGGCCAAGGCCGACACCUUCCGAGCCGUGUACGCCUUCGCGUACGACUUCAGCCGCGAGAAGGGCCAGAAAUGUGUGCAACUGGACUCGGCGGUGGGCAUGUGGCGGCUGCUACUGGAGUCGCCGCACGCGGGGCCCAACGCCUGGUCGCUGGUGGACGACUGGGUGGCUUUCCUGGAGGCGCGGCACAGCAACCGGGCCAUAGCCAAGGACACAUGGCAGCAGCUGCUUGAUUUCAUCAAGUCGGUGAAGCCGGACUUCUCCAACUUCGACGAGAACAGCGCCUGGCCCUACCUGCUGGACGAGUUUGUGGAGCACAUGCGGGAAAAGCGGGCUGUGGGCACUUCAACCUAAGCAUCACGGCAGGCAAAAUUAUGCGUGCAACGGUGGACCGGAGGCUGUGUACAAGUCCUGCGCGGUACAACGGCGCCGUUGAGCAGGAUGGAUCCCGCACCGCAGGAUGAGCUGUAUUGCAGGACCCGCCGUGGGCAACGUGCCGGGAGGUUCGGCCUGGCAGAGGCAAGGAGCUGUUUGCGGAUGGAGUGUAUCAAUACCGAUGCGUGUAUAGCGGCAAUCGUGGAUGUGCAGUGUCCGCUAGGCCAGUUGUGCAAGAGUGUAAAUCAAAGUUGGCAACUGCGGGGCCCGCGUUGCCAAGUGCAGAGUCACGUACGAGUGGAAAUACGUAAAUGUGGCGGGGUGUGACACACAGCAUUCAAUGACGGAAUGCCUAAGCAACCUUGUAAUCCACGGUAGAAGUUUCGUGCUCGCACCACGCAGAAUGAAUUCACCGGGACGCAAGCCGAUUGUCCAAGCAAGGCAAUUAGGCAACUGAGCUUCAGCCGGAUGUCAACUGGAAUGCGCAUGUUUGUGUGUGUGGUGGUGGGGGGGGUUGUUCCUGAUGUUGCUGAUGCGGGCGGGGAAGCGCAACCACCUGAGGGGG
Chlamydomonas reinhardtii is the source of this 1907-nucleotide messenger RNA. RefSeq lists its product as uncharacterized. Gene Ontology annotation, molecular function: cullin family protein binding; ubiquitin-like protein binding; ubiquitin conjugating enzyme binding. Gene Ontology annotation, biological process: positive regulation of ubiquitin-protein transferase activity; protein neddylation. Gene Ontology annotation, cellular component: ubiquitin ligase complex. Bases 569 to 1321 code for a protein of 250 amino acids. Lineage: Eukaryota; Viridiplantae; Chlorophyta; Chlorophyceae; Chlamydomonadales; Chlamydomonadaceae. The transcript has 9 exons. The record is from RefSeq and is a predicted model, not a curated record.